AUGGCUCAAGAUAAUACCAACUUGGUGCUACAGCGUUUGCAACCUGGUGCUCCUGAGGCUACAUAUUGGGUUUUCCAGACAGUAUCUAUCUGGCGCUCUAGAUAUUAUCUAUCUGAAGAGAAUGGAAAUCAUCUUUCUAUAAGUAGUUGUAGUGACUUUUUUGCUACCAUUACUUUAUUUCUUUUUUUUGUUGUUUUGAUUUUGCUUUCCAUAUCUUCGGCACUCGCCAUUUCUUUUCUCUCUCUCUCUCUCUUCAUAUUGGUAUUUUUCCAUAAACGUCCUGUUUAUUUCUUCGUUUUCCGCAUAUGCGCCUUUUAUUUGGUUAAUUUCUUCUUUCAUUUCUUUCUUUUUUUCUUUCUGCCUUUUUCUUAUUUUGACCUUUUUUGCAUUCCCACAUUUGGUUUUUUUUUUUUUCCUUCCGAACUACUCUUUCUUUUUCUUUCUUUCUUUCUGUCUUUCUUCCUUUCUUUUUGA
This is a messenger RNA of Acanthosepion pharaonis, 474 nucleotides long. The record is from the annotation of a GenBank genome assembly. NCBI's taxonomy places the organism in Eukaryota, Metazoa, Mollusca, Cephalopoda, Sepiida, Sepiidae.